Messenger RNA from Clunio marinus, 1508 nucleotides. Lineage: Eukaryota; Metazoa; Arthropoda; Insecta; Diptera; Chironomidae. The record is from the annotation of a GenBank genome assembly.
AUGCAUAAAAUCUUGAAAGGAAUUCUAAUAAGUGUUGGAUUGAUUUUGUUAAUAAUAGUUUAUUUUAUUGUUUACACUCAUGCAUUUCACACAUCAUCUGAAGACUGCAAAAAUAUAAAUUCUUUAGUUAGAUUCUGUUGUGAUAAUAGAACUGAGGAUUGCUAUGAUGAGGCGAACUUUAAUAUAAGUCAUUUAGAAGAAGCAAAAGAUCUAUGUUCAAAUUAUAUAGUGCUUCGUGGAAACCCUUGUGAUUUAGAUGACGGUGCUUAUAAUGGAGAUGCUGGUUGGAAAUUUUUACCUGAUGGUUCAGUUGAGGAAAUUGAUACUAAUGUUAAUUUACAUCACCAAUAUUGCAUUAGGAAGAAUGGAACUACACCUAAUUACAUUCUUGAUGUAUGUUUUCCGACCGAGCAAGAAAAUGAUGUUGUUGACAUUGUCAAGGCUUUAUAUCCAAUACUGAUGCUAUUUUCAGUUCCUUUCUUAGUAGUAACGUUUCUUGUAUAUUCAUGCAUUAAAGAAUUAAGAAAUCUUCAUGGAAAAUGUUUGAUGUGUUAUGUUUUAGGUUUAAUAUCUCUCUACUUAAGUCUUGCUCUCAUUCAACUAAAUUAUAAGGAACUACAUCAAAUACAAUGGCUUUGUCAGUCGUCUGGUUACAUUGCUUAUAUUAGUGUUUUGAUUUGUUUCUUUUGGUUGAAUGUUAUGUGCUAUGACAUUUGGUCAGCAUUCAGACAAAACUGUAGGAUCAAUAGAAAUGAAACAAAAAAGUUUUUGAGUUAUUGUCUCUAUGCAUUUGGUCUCCCUUUGAUUCUAACGUUUCUGGUUUAUGCUUCCAACUAUGCAGAUUUUAUACCGGAUAAUUAUAGAAGUGGAAUAGGAGAAAUUCGUUGUUGGAUAAGGAGUGGACAAAUAGUUGAACUUAUUUAUUUGUACAUUCCAAUUUCUAUUAUUUUGAUAUUGAAUUCUCUGUUCUACUCUAUUACUGCUUACAAGAUUUAUCGUGUGCAAAAAGAAACUUCAAUUGUUCGUGGAGGUGAAAGUGGCAGACAUUCAGCAAUGGAUAUUGAUAAAGCUAGGUUUUUUCUUUAUCUUCGAUUAUUUGUUGUGAUGGGAAUUACUUGGAUUAUUGAAAUUGUAUCAUGGGCACUAACGAACUCGCCUAUUUUAUAUAUCACCGAUACUCUAAACUGCCUUCAAGGAAUUAUAAUAUUUUUCUUGUUUAUAUGGAAACCAAAGGUCAAAAAAAUUAUCAAGCGAAAAUGUUUCUCAAAUGAUUGGAAAUCAUCUAUACAUUUAAAGGGUGGAAGCUAUUCUACUGAAUACUCCACUAGUCGUGUAGCGAGUUCUUCAAAGCAAAAUCCAGCAACAAGCGUAACAAAAUGUAUAGACGAUAGUCAAGAAAACUCUAGAAACUGAAAAUCUUUUAUUACAGUCUAGUUGAUUUUUUCAAUAAAUACCUAUUUAAAUUAAUCAAGUAUCUAGGUACAUGAUAAAUAAAUGCAUGUUUAUGG